Molecule: messenger RNA, 1527 nt
Organism: Penicillium angulare
Lineage: Eukaryota; Fungi; Ascomycota; Eurotiomycetes; Eurotiales; Aspergillaceae
Gene: irs4
Product: protein irs4
Exons: 1
Coding region: 1-1527 (508 amino acids)
Molecular function (GO): protein binding
Source: RefSeq, a predicted model, not a curated record
AUGAAUGGCGAGAUCGCCGCGAACCAACGGUUGGCUGCUCCGGCCUCCCGAAAGAAUGACUCCGCGCGACUGGGCGCUGCGCUUGCAUUUCAACAAUCCCGACCUGCAUCAAAUGUGAAUCCCCAGUCAUCCGCGGCAGCAGCAGCCGUCGUGGCCAGUCGCAUGAGCCGGCAUGCUCAGACGCGUCCGACCAUGGAUUCCGAACCUGGCCCUGAAGUCGGCUCCGUGAAGGACAAAAUAGGGCGCUUCGCGGGCAGCUCACUUGCCCCUCCGACCAGCUCAUUAAGUACAGGUCGACCACGAACACCAUCAACAUCCAACUCGUCCACCUCAAAGUCCCCCGCCCGAUCCCCAGCGCCCGAGCAGGUGGCAGCUCGCCUUGCUGCUGAAAGAUCCCCGGCACGAAAACAGGAACCAGCGAUCGAUGCCGCUAGGCUCGGCGCCAUGCGCAGCGCGAGUCGAAUGCAGUCCCAAUCGCGACCAAGGAGCAACCAGCAAGUGAUGUCCUCUCCAAUUCCAGUCCGACCCAGAACUACCGUUCAGACUCCGGUGGAUCGAAUGCUGUCGGAUAACAUCUCAAUCCUCGAUCAAGAACCCAUCUACAGUCGAUCCCCGUCGAUUCGUAGCCGAGCCACGAGUCCUCAGCCCUCCAUCGGCUCCGGCAUAUCCAUAAUACAACCAGAGGAAGUGAAACCUAGAGUUCCUGCACUGCCUCCACGGACUACGGCCUCUUCCCGCGAUUCAGUACGAGAACCUAUACCAGCGCCCGCCUCGUUGCGUGCAACACCAAGCAUGGCAUCGAUAUCAGGCCAGUCGUACCAUAGCAGCUCUAGUGCACUGGACGAACCAAAUGGGAUGGACGAAGAAGCUCUCUCCAAUGCUAUUGUUGCUUCCUCACUUGCAUCCGCGCGGGCAUCACCUAUGCCGAACGCCCCUCCCCCACUUCCACGCCGGCGACGCGCUCGCUCGCUUCUACAAAUAGCACAUUCACCAAGAACCGAUUUAUCACGAACUCCGAGCCCCCCGAAAGGCAUGCCUAUGACACUCCGCGGGUUGCCGAAGGACUAUCCUACCGACCAAAGUCGACGACAUAAAAUGAAUUUACUUCACAAACACCCACAUAAACAUCACGAAGGAGAUCGAAAACGAUGGCGACAAGAGAUGGGCGAAAAAGAGCGAAAACGCUAUGAAGGUGUUUGGGCCUCCAACAAGGGGCUGUUCAUCCCGCCAGGCUUGAACAAAUCUGGGGAGACUAAGUGGCCUCCACCUUCAGAAAUGGUGUUAAACCUUGUGGUACGGGAGAUCUGGUCCCGCAGCCGCCUGCCACCCGCUGCGCUGGAACAGGUGUGGGACCUCGUGGAUCAUCAGCAUAUUGGGCUUUUAACCAAGGAUGAAUUCGUGGUUGGAAUGUGGUUGAUCGACCAGCAGCUGAAGGGCCACAAACUACCAGUCAGUGUUCCAGAGAGUGUCUGGGACAGCGUGCGGUAUGUGACAGGCAUUAAGCUUUCUUCCGUUGGGAAGGGCUAG